AUGCCAUUCAUGUUCCGUGUCGUCGGCGGACUCGUAUCCGCUGGCUUUGGGACCGCUGCAACGGGAUACUACACACCUUUCGUCUACGCCGGCUCAAUCCUCAUGUUGAUCGGCACUGGUUUGCUGACAACUGUCCAGCCUCAUCCGACCUCGCGGGCUGAAUGGAUCGGAUUCCAGAUUUUGUGUGGAGUCGGAAUCAGCUUCGGAGAGGAACAAGGAAUCUAUAUGGUGCAGACAACCCUCCCCGAACAGGAUGUAGCAAUUGACGUUGGCAUCAUUCCCUUCGCACAAACAUUUGGUGGGACUCUCUUUGUGUCAGUGGCGCAGACUGUUUUCCUAAAGAACAUCAGCGAAGCACUCAAAAUGAUGGCCCCGAAUCUGGAUCCUCAGAGUGUUCUCAAUAGUGCAUCCGCAGGCUCUGCUCAGACUCCACGAGCAUUACAAGCAGUUUUAGAUGCCUUGCUGUAUGAUUGGAAAAGUUUCAAGGCGAAGGAUGAUAAUGGAAACAAUGGACCUAGCAGGGACCGAGGAGCAGAGCAGGAGGCACCGGUUCGAACAGAGGGAAAGAAGGUGUAA
Messenger RNA from Penicillium oxalicum, 576 nucleotides. RefSeq lists its product as uncharacterized. The record is from RefSeq and is a predicted model, not a curated record. NCBI's taxonomy places the organism in Eukaryota, Fungi, Ascomycota, Eurotiomycetes, Eurotiales, Aspergillaceae. Gene Ontology annotation, molecular function: transmembrane transporter activity. Gene Ontology annotation, biological process: transmembrane transport. The transcript has 2 exons. Bases 1 to 576 code for a protein of 191 amino acids.